AUGUUUCAGGUGAACAUCGAAAUGUACGCUUCGUACGUCUACCUUUCAAUGGCAAUGUAUUUUGAUCGUGACGACGUUGCACUUCCUAACGUUUCCAAAUGGUUUCGCAAACAAUCGGAUGAAGAGCGUGAGCACGCCAUCAGAUUAAUGAAGUUUCAAAACCUUAGGGGUGGAAGUGUGGUACUACAGGCAAUAAAUAAGCCUGAAAAGGAUGAAUGGGGAUGCGCACUCGACGCUUUCCAGGCAAGAUUCUCUGCAGCUCUAGCUCUCGAGAAGUUCAACAACCAGUCUUUGCUCGACUUACACGCCAAGGCUAGCGCGGCUAACGAUCCACACAUGAGUGAUUUCCUCGAGUCGAAGUUCCUUGAUGAGCAGGUUGAAUCGAUCGCGGAGAUUGCCAAGAUGGUCACGAACCUCAAGCGACUUGGCCCAGGCAUGGGUGAGUACGUCUUCGACAGGGAGAACUUUGAGAGCUAA
This is a messenger RNA of Angiostrongylus costaricensis, 477 nucleotides long. The record is from the annotation of a GenBank genome assembly. NCBI's taxonomy places the organism in Eukaryota, Metazoa, Nematoda, Chromadorea, Rhabditida, Metastrongylidae.